GGCGUUUUUUCCGGACGCUAUGGGAGGGCUCUGGCGUCCGGGAUGGAGUCGCGUCGCUCUUUGUGGUUGGUGCUGGAGGCCCCUGAGGCUCCCGACCGGCGUUGCGGAGAGGGUAGAGCACGGUCUCAGGCCGGGGGGGAGCGGGACAGGGGGUGCUGAGAGGGGGCCGAGGCGGCUCGGAACAUGGAGGCGCCCGAGUCUGACCGCAGACCUGGCCGUGCAGCCGGCGCGGCGGCCGAAGAGCACGAACCCCUACACGCGCGCGCAGGAGGAGGAGUGGCGGCGGCGGAACAAGACCGUGCUCACGUACGUGGCCGCGGCGGCCGUGGGCAUGCUGGGGGCGUCCUACGCCGCCGUGCCUCUCUACCGGCUCUAUUGCCAGACUACUGGACUUGGAGGAUCAGUAACUGCAGGUCACGGGUCAGACCAGAUUGAAAACAUGGUGCCCGUUAAGGAUCGCAUCAUUAAAGUCACCUUUAAUGCGGAUGUGCAUGCAAGUCUCCAGUGGAACUUCAGACCUCAGCAAACAGAAAUAUAUGUAGUGCCUGGAGAGACUGCAUUGGCGUUUUAUAAAGCUAAGAAUCCUACUGACAAACCAAUAAUUGGAAUUUCUACAUACAAUGUUGUACCAUUUGAAGCCGGACAGUAUUUCAAUAAAAUACAGUGCUUCUGUUUUGAAGAACAAAGGCUUAAUCCACAAGAGGAAGUAGAUAUGCCAGUGUUUUUCUACAUUGAUCCUGAAUUUGCUGAAGACCCAAGAAUGGUGAAUGUUGAUCUCAUCACUCUUUCUUAUACUUUUUUUGAAGCCAAGGAGGGGCACACGUUGCCAGUUCCGGGCUAUAAUUGAAGUUGGCAACUAAGUCCUGCUUCAGAUUAGUGAUUUUUGAAAAAUCAUGUAUCUUGUCUUCUCAGAAGAGAAACACUCUACUAUAGUGUAUUCCAUUCUGUUUUGUGCCUUCUGUUUUAAAUAUUAUGUACUGAUGUUUUUUCCCCCAUUUACCCUACUUAAAAUUGAGAGAACAGAUUCAGCUUUUUAUCAUAAGGAAUCAACAUGCCUAUUUAGAAUGUAUGACUAUUCAAAACCAUAGUAUUGCCAAGUAUUAAAAAAAACUGCUUUGUUUCUUAAAUAUGUAGGUAUAGUCCCCUUCCAAAUUAUUAGCACUUCAUACUUGUAGCAGUAAUUUUAUUUUUAAUGUCCAGUGUUGUUUUAGGUUCUAGGUCAGAAGUUCUGACUAUAUUUCUAAAACAGGUAGUUACUUUUUUUUCAUUGUGUAUAGUCUCUGUUUAAAAAGCUCAAAACAGAAGAGGAAUCACUAAGCCCUAACAGUUUGCUCAAAUAUUUUAUUCUGAUUACAGAUGUGACUGUUUUUCCUUUAAGAUGUAGGGCAAUUUACGUUCAAAGUACUGAAAAACUACUUUGAAAUAUUUGGAUCAUGAAAUUGAAAUGAAAUGCAAGUAUCUACUGGACUUCUAAUAUUUCUUAUGAUAGUUCCAAGUCCCUGAAUAUUAAAAUGUGUGAGAAAUGUGAAGAUUACUGACAUUAGAAGUUCUGCAA
Molossus molossus (Pallas's mastiff bat) is the source of this 1555-nucleotide messenger RNA. RefSeq names its product cytochrome c oxidase assembly protein COX11, mitochondrial. Gene Ontology annotation, molecular function: copper ion binding. The transcript has 4 exons. The record is from RefSeq and is a predicted model, not a curated record. The coding region runs from base 20 to 847 and encodes 275 amino acids. NCBI's taxonomy places the organism in Eukaryota, Metazoa, Chordata, Mammalia, Chiroptera, Molossidae. Gene Ontology annotation, cellular component: mitochondrial inner membrane.